This is a messenger RNA of Nasonia vitripennis (jewel wasp), 1104 nucleotides long. RefSeq names its product odorant receptor 128 (gene Or128). Gene Ontology annotation, cellular component: plasma membrane. The transcript has 4 exons. Gene Ontology annotation, biological process: detection of chemical stimulus involved in sensory perception of smell; sensory perception of smell. Gene Ontology annotation, molecular function: odorant binding; olfactory receptor activity. Lineage: Eukaryota; Metazoa; Arthropoda; Insecta; Hymenoptera; Pteromalidae. The coding region runs from base 1 to 1104 and encodes 367 amino acids. The record is from RefSeq and is marked inferred.
AUGGACGUUUUACAUCUGAAUUUUAGAGUCCUGCAAUACUGCGGCAUCUGGUACGAAUAUCCGGAGAACUUAUGGCUAGUCAAAAUGGUGUACAAAACGUUAAUAGUUGUCAUGCUUUUCUGCUUCACGCUGUCGGAGCUCACCGAGCUUGUGCUAAACAGGAACAAUGUGCAUGAUUUGACAGAGUGUCUAUUUUUGUCGUUAACCUUUUUAACUUGUUGUUUCAAAAUGAUCAAUUUCCUGUGCCGACAAGAGGGUUUAAACCGGAUAUUGAAUGCCUAUCGAGCAGAUGUUUUUCAACCGAAAACAACAGAGGAGAAGCAGAUGACAACGCAGUAUCAGAAUCUAAUAUCGAAGUUUUUUAUGGUGUACUUAAUUAUGGCAUUGUUGUCCGGUAUAUGCUUAAGUCUUAUACCUAUCAUAAGCUCCGCGAGCAAUGAGACUCAGUUUCCUGCAAAGUCUUAUCAACCGUACAAUACUCAAGAUUCAACUCUUUAUUUGAUUACGUAUUUUCAUCAAAUAUUGAGCAUCUUUUUUGGCAUUUUUAUAAACGUUUCUAUGGAUAUGUUGGUGUGUGGAUUUAUAAUUUUAGCAUGUUGUCAAUUAGACUUAUGCUGUUACAGAAUUAGUCUUAAUAAAAAGGAUACAUCGACAAACGACCAUGUAGUACAUCACGUUCUUAUCGGACAUGCUGUCAACAGAGUGCAAUCUUUUUUCAUCGUGAUCAUCGUACUUCUAUUCAUUUUUAAUUUGAUUGUUUUAUGUACAAGUUUAUUUCAAAUACCUCAGAAAAAUAUUAUGACCCUUGAAUUCUUUACUUUGUUUGUGUACCUAGUUGGUAUAUUAUUUCAAGUAUAUGUGUAUUGUUGGUUUGGAAAUCAACUUCAAUUGAAGAGUAAAACAAUAUCUGAUGCAAUUUAUGAAAGUAAUUGGCCCGAUCUAACGCCUUGUAAGAGAAAAGAUUAUAUCUUCAGUAUGUUUAUGAGUCAAAAUGGAUUUACGAUUUCUUUUCAUGGACAAUGCAGUCUUUCAAUUAAAACAUACGUUUGGAUAGUAAAAACUUCUUAUGCCGUUUACAAUCUACUACAGAAUACGUCAACUUAA